AUGAAGCAAUCCUUUGUUCUCUCUAUUGUAUUAUUACUCAUAUCUUUAUCUCAUGCUGAGUAUGUCUCACCGUCACAGUCUCCGCUGUUAUCUCCAACAAAUGCACCGUCAAAGUCCGACUGCUCCACUGUAGUUUACGGCAUGUUUGAUUGUCUCUCGUUUUUGUCUGCUGGAUCAACGGAUCUUAAUCCGACCAAAUCAUGUUGUGUUGGGGUCGAAGGUGUUCUUGAAUAUGAUCCCAACUGUCUUUGCGUUGCAUUGGAGAGUAGUCGAUCAAUGGGAUUUGAUCUAAUUGAUAGCAGAGCUCUUGGCUUGCCUUCUAGUUGCAACAUACACAUUACUCCUCAUUGUGAUGUUGCAUCAAGUCCAGCUCCAUCAGCACCAGCUUCUUCUUCUAUGGCUUCUCCGCCGGCGGCAGAGCCACCUAAGCCUUCUAGUUCAUCUCCAAAACCAUCUCUUGAUCUUACACCUAAACCAACGGGAGUUGUUGCUCCGGCACCGAAAACUACCCACUCAUCACCGGCGAUGUAUGCUCCAGCACCGGCACCAUCUAAAUCUGGAACUGGGAACUUGUCUCUAUCUAAACUAUUCAUUUUUGCCGUGAUAGUUUCUUCUUUUGCUUACGUUUUAGCUUAG
Molecule: messenger RNA, 636 nt
Organism: Microthlaspi erraticum
Lineage: Eukaryota; Viridiplantae; Streptophyta; Magnoliopsida; Brassicales; Brassicaceae
Source: the annotation of a GenBank genome assembly